Messenger RNA from Penaeus vannamei (Pacific white shrimp), 931 nucleotides. The record is from RefSeq and is a predicted model, not a curated record. Lineage: Eukaryota; Metazoa; Arthropoda; Malacostraca; Decapoda; Penaeidae.
AUGGCAACUACUAGUGAUUUUUGUGCGGAGUGUGACAUGGGGUAUGGGCACUUCUGGGAAAAGUACGGCACCCAGCCUUCCCUCUUGCUCGAUCUUUGCCGUACACAUGGCCUCAUUUUGGAGGCCAUGAAAUGUCCAAAAUGCGACGGCGAAUGCCGUCGCGAUGAUAAUUUAAAUUCAUUUAGAAAAGUUAGAUGCAAUUUCAAAAAAUCACUUUUUAAGAACACCUGGUUUGAUAAUAGUAAGCUCGAUUUUGAAACUAAUUUAAAAUUUGUAAAUUUGUAUCUGCGAGAGAGGUUUUCUUACGCAUCUGCACGGAGCGAGUUUAAUUUCCCAAACCGGACUAUUUGCGAUUGGGCGAGCUUCUGCCGGGAGGUUUUAAUUUUCUGGUGUUUUGAAAAUCAAUCCGACAAAAUUGGUGGGUCAGGGGAAAUUGUCGAGAUUGAUGAAUCUAAAUUUGGUAAACGAAAGUAUAACGUAGGUCGUGUCAUAGAAGGUCAGUGGGUUUUUGGAGGAGUAUGCCGCAAGAGUAGGGAUUUUUUCCUCGUUGCCGUGGAGACGCGUGACUCUCUCACUUUGCUUAACGUCAUUAAGGAGCGUAUCCACCCAGGGACAACGGUCAUUAGUGAUUGUUGGAAGGCAUACAACUGUUUAGAAAAAGAGGGCUAUCAACAUUUAACUGUGAAUCAUUCAUAUAAUUUUGUUGACCCCAAAAGUAAAGCGCACACAAACACGAUCGAGCGGAAAUGGAGGGAAGCGAAGAUCAAAGUGCCCCGCUUCGGCAGGAGGACAUACCACUUCGCCGGGUACUUGGCUAAGGCCAUAUUUCAAAUGAAGUACCCGGCGGAGAACAAAAGAUUCCAUCAGUUCCUCCUUGCCGCAGCUCGCCUGUACCCUCCGCACUGACGGUAUGUGUUAAAUGUAUUGAUAA